Labeo rohita (rohu) is the source of this 933-nucleotide messenger RNA. RefSeq names its product apolipoprotein A-IV-like. Gene Ontology annotation, biological process: phospholipid efflux; high-density lipoprotein particle assembly; triglyceride homeostasis. The coding region runs from base 176 to 838 and encodes 220 amino acids. The record is from RefSeq and is a predicted model, not a curated record. Lineage: Eukaryota; Metazoa; Chordata; Actinopteri; Cypriniformes; Cyprinidae. Gene Ontology annotation, molecular function: phospholipid binding; phosphatidylcholine-sterol O-acyltransferase activator activity; cholesterol binding. Gene Ontology annotation, cellular component: high-density lipoprotein particle; extracellular region; chylomicron. The transcript is spliced from 6 exons.
CAACAAGAUGUUAUAUUGACAUCUUUCCAUGGCUGAAUAACUGACUGAGCGAUUAAGAGGCAGGUUAUGAAUUUUGACAAAUGAUUUGAAACGACUGGGACUGAGCUACUGAAGACGCCAUGACUCUGUGUCUAGAGAAAGUAAAAGAAUAUGAUUUCUAUGCUGAUCUGUUUGUAUGGAGACUCAAUAUCACUGUGCACACAUACACACACAUAUAUAUAUAUACAGACUCUCCUCACUAAAGCUUACUGGACUAAGCAAUACCUCUUGGGGUCUGAAGCAAACAACUCUGAACAUGAAAUUGUAUCUGAUACUUGCCUUUGUGGCAUUCACAGGUUGGCAAGCUAAUUUAUCUAAUGCAGAGGAUCCCAAUCCACAUCUUAAACACUUAAUAAAUGCAUUCUGGAACUAUAUUGCCCAAGCAUCCCAGCCGGGACAAGAAGUCAGACUAACAGAGACUCUUCAAUCUGAAGAUCAGAUGACCAAAAUCACCAAGGAGGCUGAGGUGUUGAGGAAGCGUUUGGAAAAGGACCUGAACAUCAUAAAAGACAAACUAGAGCCCUAUGCUGACAACCUCAAGAGCCAGAUCCAGGAGAGAAUGGAGGAGCUCAGGACAGCCAUGGCUCCAUAUGCAGACUCCCUGGAUUCUGAGACUCUGAAGGCCACUCUGCUUCAGAAGAGCGAGGAGCUCCAAGGAAACCUGGAGCAGAGCGUGAAGGAGCUGCAGGCUCAGCUGGAGCCCUACACUGCUGACAUCAAGGAGAAAGUGGACCAAUAUCUGAAGGAAAUGCAAAAAUCUUUUGCUUCAUCACCUGAAGAUCUCCAAGCUAAUAAUUAAUCUGAUAUAUGGGAGUUCUCUUUCAUAUUUCUCUAUUACAUCAUGAUGUUUCUUGUUUUUCCUUGCUAUUGCAACAAUAAAACAUCUGCCAUCUA